AUGGAAAGUUUCCGGUCGCUAUUCCUCUUCAACAAAGCAGUCGGUUUCGGUGCCUACACCUUUCGGUUGUCCGGUUCGAACGAGAACGGUCGAAUGGUUUCAGCCUGGACACGCUCCGGACUGACACUGUUUGCGAUGAAUUUGCCCAUCUACGCCUAUUUCGCCUACCGGAAUGUCAACGCACCGUACCUCAGCAGUGGUUCUGCCCUCCUGGAUAGCUGCUUCCAGACGAUGCUGGAAGUUGGUUACGUUUCGCUGCCGGUCGCAUCGAUAUUUCGGCUGACCAAAAGAACUCUCCUGGCGACUAUUUUGAGUCGCCUGCGGUGGAUCGAUUUGCGAAUUAGUGCACUGGGAAUUCCGGUGGACCACGGUUACGAGAACCGAGUGUUGGUACUUUGCACCGUUUUCUACCUGAUCGUCGUUACCGUGGCCAGUGUGUGCGCGUUGGUACUGCUGGGGAACUUUUGGAGUACUCUGAUGUUCUACGGCGGAAAGAUUUACAUAAGCUACGUGGCCUCGGUUCUGGCCACGAAUGCAUUCGUCAUGGCACUGGUGCUGCUGCGGAGAAUUUGGUUUCUGGAGAAAGUGCUGAGACAAGAUUUGGGUAUUAGCAAAUUUUCUACAGUUCAAAUUACCCGUCCCAAAUAUCCUCCGGAAAUGUUGCAGACACGAAUAUCAACCGUAGCACAAAUCUACGAUGAUUUGUACCAAUUAUCGAACAAAAUAAGCUUACUGUUAUACGUCGAGGUGAUAUUCUACUGUACCAUUGUGUUGAUAUAUGGCAUCCUGUCCCUUUUUGCUGCAUAUCGAGCGGUUCGGACAGGUCAGGAUGAGCACAUUGCCUGCUGCGGAAUGCAUACCAUCUGGUGGUUUGAAUACUGCGGUAUCAUAAUAGCGAUUCUCGUCGUCUGCAACUCGUUAAAGCAGGCAUCCAAGGACGUACAGUCCGUUCUGGGAGUGGCGCUCACCCGGGAGGGAACCGGAAUGGUGGCAGUAAAGAUACGAGCGUUGAUGCUACAAAUUAAGCACAACACUCCCAGGAUCACAACCUGGUUAUUCGAAGUGGAUUUAUCGAUGGUUGGCACCAUGGCAUCGUUUCUGUUUAUGAUGGUUCAGUUCGACAGCUAG
This is a messenger RNA of Malaya genurostris, 1128 nucleotides long. RefSeq lists its product as uncharacterized. Gene Ontology annotation, cellular component: membrane. Gene Ontology annotation, biological process: sensory perception of taste. The record is from RefSeq and is a predicted model, not a curated record. The transcript is spliced from 5 exons. Lineage: Eukaryota; Metazoa; Arthropoda; Insecta; Diptera; Culicidae. Bases 1 to 1128 code for a protein of 375 amino acids.